AUGAUAGAAAACGAAAGAAAAGUUCAUAUUCUUCCUCCUACUUCAAGAUCUUUAGAGGUUAUUAGAUGUAAAAUGGAUUCUUUCGAGGCUGCAAAGCUUGUGCACGACAGAAUCUCAAAAUUGGAACCAGAACAUGUUGCUAGGAAGAUUAUUGGAUAUAUUUACUUGCAAGAUCUUCCUGACCAGGAAAUGAUAAGGUUAGCUUUAGGUCCUGACAACUUAAUCCACAACUUGAUACAAAAGGCAAAAUCUGCUUUUCUGUUUGCUUCGUCGCCAGUUCUUUCCCCUCCAAUUUCUCCUUCCAUGCCGAGCCCCAUUUCGGAUCCUUCUUUUCAGUUUUCCCGCUUUUCAUCUCGUGCGGCAUUUCAAAAAGUAACUUCUUACUGGGAUCCUCAAUUACCUGCUGAACAGCCGCCGCAGCCGAUGCCUAAUCCUGCUUUCAAACUUUUACCAUAUGCCGAUUCAAUUCCCGAAGAGUAUGGUUUCCAAAACCAAUAUACUGGUUUGGAAGAUCAGUUAGAACCCGUCAUUUCCAACACUUCAGGUUUUCCAAGUGAUUUCUAUUGCCCAGAGGCUGCAUUUAAUGAUAUGAGUAAUAGGGGUAGCAGAAUUUCUUCGAGUCUGGAGUAUCCAGUUAAGACUUGUCACUAUUUCAACAAGGGUUUUUGUAAACAUGGCAGUAACUGUAGGUAUUUUCAUGGAGAAUCUUUCGCAGAGAGCUAUUCACAUAUAUUUGGUCCUAAUUCGUAUGAAGCUGCUAAUGAUGAUCAAGUUUUCUUGCCUGGGUCCCUUGAAAAAUUGGAACUAGAAAUCACGGAGUUAUUGAAAUCCCGAAGAGGCAAUCCGGUUUCAAUUGCUUCUCUGCCAAUGAUGUACUAUGAGAGAUAUGGAAGAACUCUGCAGGCUGAAGGUUAUCUGACUGAGAGCCAGAGACAUGGUAAAGCUGGCUAUAGUUUAACUAAACUUCUUGCUCGACUGAAAAAUAGCAUCCGGCUUAUCGACAGGCCUCAUGGGCAGCAUGCAGUCAUACUGGCUGAAGAUGCCCCGAAGUAUAUGGACAGCCGGGGUGAAAGGAAUGACCCUGGCCCUAUUGUUAGUGGUUCACGUCAAAUUUAUCUAACUUUCCCAGCUGAGAGCUCAUUUACUGAGGAAGACGUUUCAAAUUACUUUAAUACCUUCGGUCCAGUUCAAGAUGUGAGAAUUCCCUGCCAGCAGAAACGGAUGUUUGGAUUUGUAACUUUUGUGAGUGCAGACACUGUGAAGUUGAUUUUGUCCAAGGGAAAUCCACAUUAUGUUUGUGGGGCUCGUGUUCUUGUGAAACCUUAUAGAGAAAAGUCAAAGCUUGUUGAAAGGAAGUACCUAGAAAAACUUGAGCAUCCAAUGUAUUAUCACUCGCACCCUUUUGAUAUCGACCCUGAGCUUCAAGCGAGAUGGGAAUCCCCUAGGAUGAUCAGAAGGCAGCUUAUGGAAGAGCAUGAACAGGCCCUUGAACUUGAGACAAUGCGUCUUUCACAGCUCCAGCUAGCACGCAAACAUCUGGCAAAUCAGUCUUGCAUGGGUUAUUCCAUGGACGAGUUAAAACCACCUGAAGAUCAUUCCAAAUUUACAUCGGUAGAGCGAUUCAAUUAUCUGAUUGAUGUUCUGAACAACAGCUCUGCUAGCCCUGAUAACCCCAAGUACUCAAUCGCCAAUUGUGGUGAGCAGGAAAGCCAUCAAGGACUUAAUCUCCCAGAGAGCCCCUUUGCAUCUGCAGUAGCUAACAGCAUUUCAGCCGUCAUAUAA
Fraxinus pennsylvanica is the source of this 1782-nucleotide messenger RNA. The record is from the annotation of a GenBank genome assembly. Lineage: Eukaryota; Viridiplantae; Streptophyta; Magnoliopsida; Lamiales; Oleaceae.